AUGGCAGUUUACUAUACCAGUCGUUCUCGUUAUCAAAAUAAACGAUUCUGCGUUGAUUAUUGGACUAUAACUAGAACCUGCUUUUACAGGUUUUUCGAAACGGAACCUGACAUGAAGGCACUGUUUCCCAAAAUAGUUCAAAUGAAUGAAUCAAACCAGCUUGAAUGGCAAAUGGACAGAGAUAUGCUCCAGAAACAUGCUGUUACUGUUAUGGAAGGUCUGGGGGCAGCAGUAGAGAGUUUAGAAGAUUCCGACUUCUUAAAUAGUGUAAUGGUUUCUAUAGGACAGACGCAUGUUAGACGUAACGUCAAACCGCAAUACGUUAAGAAAUUAUGGCCGUCGUUACAUUACGGACUGGGUGUGUGUUUGGGAGACCAUUAUAAUAAAGAGGUUUCGGAGGCGUGGAGAAAAGUGUACAUUUAUAUUUCAGCACAAAUGACUCGAGGGAUGAAAAAUCCCAAUUUAAAAACUAACGAUGAGUUAUCAUGACGUGAACACGUGACCUGUCCGUCGCCAUCUUGGUUGUGUAUAUAUUACAGAUCGUUCAUGUUCCACAUUAUCAUUUAAAUAACGAAACCUUUUUAAUCUAAAUGAAAUGGAAUGAAUGGAGUUUACGUCUGUACCAUGUGGGCUAAUGAAGACGGGCAACGCCAUGCAGGGUGCAAUGAGGGAAAUUUUGCCAGGACAGCGGCAUUAAUCUGCUCUUUUUUUUUUUUUUAUUUGCGGCUGUCGAGGGUUUUUAAUUUAAAAAAGUUUUAUUAAUCCAUUAUCACUUUGUGGAAGAUAGUUAAAGAUGUGAUUUCAUUGGCACAUGAACAGUUUUGUCGCCGUUUUUUGUUGCCCCUCGUUUUCCCGCAGCCGGUUGGUAAAACUCUUGACAAGACUCUAGUCGGCGACAAGAAUCGCCGCCAAAAACAGUUCGUGUACCCGCAGCAUUAAAAACAUGAAUGUACAAUUUCUAAAACAC
This is a messenger RNA of Lottia gigantea (owl limpet), 967 nucleotides long. RefSeq lists its product as hypothetical. Bases 1 to 489 code for a protein of 162 amino acids. NCBI's taxonomy places the organism in Eukaryota, Metazoa, Mollusca, Gastropoda, Lottiidae. The transcript is spliced from 3 exons. Gene Ontology annotation, molecular function: oxygen binding; heme binding. The record is from RefSeq and is a predicted model, not a curated record.